UGGAGUUGACAAAAUCACCCGCCCCGCCCCAAAAAUGUUGUGGUACUAGCCUACCAUACAACCGAUGGCAGCAGGGAAACUUUGGUGCUGUCAAGAUACCACGCAAUAGUGAUCCGAAAAUCUUCUUUGAAAGUCCAAUGAUCAGGGUUUCCUGGUGUUUGUCCUGUUACGCGCGCAGUAAGAUCGAUCAGCAGAGAAUAAUAGGACGAAGCAGACAAGGACAAUUCAUGCAUUGAUUGUAUAUUCCCCUAUUGCACUUUAUAACGAGAGGUUUCUGGUGAGUUAGUUUUAAUCAUGUCCGAACAACGAAUAUUUGUAAGCCCUUUCCACAGACCGCACUGCUUGGCUGCUGCAGCCCCAGCUGGGAAGGCAAAGCUAACCCAUCCAGGCAAAGCUAUUUUAGCUGGUGGGAUUGCUGGAGGCAUUGAAAUCUGUAUCACUUUCCCCACUGAGUAUGUGAAGACCCAGCUACAGUUAGACGAGAAAGCCAAUCCACCACGUUACAAAGGCAUUGCGGACUGUGUGAGGCAGACGGUUCAGGGUCAUGGGGUCGGAGGCCUGUACAGAGGCCUCAGCUCGCUGUUGUAUGGGUCCAUCCCGAAAGCAGCUGUCCGGUUCGGGGUGUUUGAGUUCCUCAGUAAUAAAAUGCGGGAUGAGUCUGGCAAGCUGGACAGCAUGAGAGGUCUCCUCUGUGGCCUGGGGGCGGGGGUGGCAGAGGCUGUGGUAGUGGUUUGCCCGAUGGAGACUGUGAAGGUAAAGUUCAUUCAUGAUCAGACGUCAGGAAACCCAAAGUACAGAGGCUUCUUCCACGGGGUCAGGGAAAUCGUUAAAACUCAAGGUCUUAAAGGAACAUAUCAAGGGCUGACGGCAACUGUACUGAAACAGGGAUCCAAUCAGGCUAUUCGAUUCUAUGUAAUGACUGCGCUAAGGAACUGGUACAAAGGUGACGAUCCCAACAAGACCAUGAACCCUCUGAUUACCGGGGCUUUUGGUGCUAUAGCGGGAGCAACCAGUGUGUUUGGCAACACGCCUCUGGACGUCAUCAAAACCAGGCUGCAGGGUCUGGAGGCACAUAAGUACAAGAGCACCUUAGACUGCGCCAUCAAGAUCAUGAAGCACGAAGGACCUGCAGCGUUCUACAAGGGGACUAUCCCGCGUCUGGGCCGAGUGUGCAUGGAUGUGGCCAUCGUGUUCAUCAUUUACGAGGAGGUGGUCAAGGUUCUUAACAAAGUCUGGAAGACAGAGUGAGGCUGGCUCGGCUGAACGAGAUUGGCUGAGCAAGUUGAUCCUGCGAUGUCUGAUUAGCCUGUCAGGGACAGUGGUGGCUGAGGCCUUAUAUUACUCAUGAGACUUUGCUGGAGUCCUGUUUACCAUCUCUCAGGCUGCAAUAUUGUGUACUUCCCUAAGGAACACUUUUCCCAAUCGAAUGUGAUAACAGACCUACAGAGUAUACUUGAAACGGAAAAGCUAAUAAAUGUUUAGUGUAGGUCUCUAUUCAGAGCACAUUUUAAAACUGUAAUAUAUGUAAGACAGAUGUAGAUUUUAGAAGGCGAUGUGGUAAAUGUGGCAAAUGCUGGGAGUGACUAAAGACUAAGCCUUUAUCAGUAUAUUGUUGCUAAUUAUGUAUUGCUAAAACUCACUGACAAAUUAUAUUUUAAUCAGAAAUGUAUUUCUUUAAAAAAAAAAGUAUGAUUUUUUUGUUCAUGGAAUUUUAUCCAUUGUAUGUAUAGUAAUUUGAAUUACCUUCAUUUUAAUGCUGACAGAAGUAGUGACAGCCAAAGAUAUGCUCAGCUGCAUAACUCCUUAAAUAUAGAUCAGGGGUUCAACAUUUCCUCCAAAACACUGGUAAAACCUCUUAGUUAGACGUUCCUGGACAGAAUACACAAAUGGUUGAAGUGCCUGCACGUAUAUGCAUACAGCAUAAGUUAAUGUUUCAUGCACCCACAGAUUUUUUUUUCCAUUAUUACUAUUAUUUUAAUAUUUUUGUAUAGGUGUUUCACCUGGAAAAGAUCCAUGCAAGCUCUCAUGAAAUACUUAGAACAAAAAAUUCCUUCUAGUGCCUCAAAGCAGAGCAAAACUGUUCCUUAGGCAAGACCUUGUUAGUUUCUCAUUCCUUCAUAGUUCUCAUUCCUUCAUAGUAACACAUCCUUGUCCCCAAAGCUACAGUAGACUAGAAGCCUAUGUUUCGGUAGCUUCAUUUAACUCACUUUUUUUACGCAACAGCAGCCUCCAACAUGUCGUUUUGUGUGUAUGGGCUCAUCACUCUUGCAUUUUUUGCCAUUUCAUUUAGACAGAUGUUUGAAAAUGGACCUGUUUGUAUCUACAGAAUUUGAAUUUGUUCAAGAGACCCUUGCAAAAGAACCAAAGCUUUCAGUCUUUAAAAAUAGAUGUAUACACAAGAUUGUCUCAUGGUAGGAGCACUUACUCGUUCAUUCUCAGGGUGCCUAAUUGAAUCCCCAUUCUAUCUUUUUAUCUAUUCCUUACAAGUCUUUCAUGCAGUUCCCUUUUUUAGAGCCAAUUUAUGUUUUGCAGUAUUGUGAAAAUUAGUCAUGAUUCACAAACCCACAACGCCUUAAUAUUCGCAAAACUAGUGUCAGCUGUCAGCACUGAGGCAUUUUCCUCCUACCUCAAGACGUCCAUAAUAGACAUGUCCAUGUUAAAUAAACGUGAACGUGGAUUAGGAGUGCAGCAAAACGAUUACCUGGUACCAUGGUGCACUGAGUUAAUCGGUUUCAAAGCCUCAACCGUAGGUCUUCGCUCAUUUAAUGUAGGCCUACAGUAUAUUGAAAUGCAUGCAUUUUGUUGGUCAUUUUGUUAUACUGGAGAUAAUUAUUAUAUGCAAAGUGCUGACAUUGACUAACAGCUACAUGUGAUGUUUUUUGCUUUCACACUGUAUUGGACCACCAGAGCUACAACACAACUGGUGUUACAUUUUGUUGCAUCAUCCAGAGCUUUUUUUUCAUCCAUGUGUCUUCAUGUCUGAAUGUAUUUCUUUUUAUUCAAUUGUUCUGUUAAGUACAUUUUACAGAUUGUUAAUAGCUAAAGACUUCUGUUAUGGUACGACAAAUCAGUGUCAUAUGCAUUUUGUUGUCUACUGCAUUUUGUUGUCUUUGUACUUUGCAUCUACUCUGCACAACGACAAAGUUGAAUAUAAUCUAAUCAAAAAUGUCAAUACCAUAAGGGCAAGCUUUGUUGGUUUCACUUGUUACAGACCUGUUUGCCAAUACCCUUGUUGCUCUUAAACUUAAAAAAAAAAAAAAAACUGAACUGGAAUGUUUUCCCAAAAAGAAAUAUGCUCAUGAACAUCUUUGAAAGUCAUUACUCCUGCUAUGUUGUUUAAUAUAGGCAUAUAGGAAUUAUGUCUUAAUGUGAUCCUUAAUCAAUGCACACCUUAAAAUCUUCACUGUCAGUUAAUGCAUACAUGUAUAAUGUCAUUCUUUGUGAGUGCAGAUCGCCAUGUGAUGUGCCUUCAAUAUUUUCAUUCUCAUUGCCAAUAAACACCGAAAUGAUUAGGGGGGAAA
Alosa alosa (allis shad) is the source of this 3521-nucleotide messenger RNA. RefSeq names its product slc25a1 solute carrier family 25 member 1b (gene slc25a1b). The record is from RefSeq and is a predicted model, not a curated record. Lineage: Eukaryota; Metazoa; Chordata; Actinopteri; Clupeiformes; Clupeidae. The transcript is spliced from 9 exons. Bases 295 to 1248 code for a protein of 317 amino acids. Gene Ontology annotation, biological process: mitochondrial citrate transmembrane transport.